AUUCAAUCUUCUGUUACUUAAUUAUCUUGUUUUAUCUUUUCAUUUUAAAUAUAAUGAUAACGAUAAUGAUAACUCAUCAUCUUAUAUCUCAUUUUUGUUUCCAAGAUCCAAGAAUUUUCCUGUGGUGAAGAUUUGUCUUUCUGUCUAGCCUUUUCUUUGAAACACCAUUUCUUGGUUUUUGAUUUUAAUUUUAAUAUUUAUUUGUUGCAAGCAUAAGGGAAAAAAAUUAUAAAAAUGUCUAUAAGUAUGAUUAUGGAUAAAAGGGAAGUUGAAGGUUCAUGUGGAUUUAUGGAUGCAUUAUCAUGUGAUCCACAAGAGGCAUUUUUUGGUGGUAAUAAACAAGUGUUUAUUAAUGAGGAGAAGGCAUGCACUUGUAGUUCUUCAUCAUCUAUUGGGGAAAAUAGUGAUACUAUAUCACAUGAAGAAUCAAUGGAUGAUGAUUCUCAAGAAGUUGAGAGUCCUUUCACUUCCAUCCAACCUCUACACCAAGUUUUACCAGUUAGAAAGGGUAUGUCAAGGUUCUAUAAUGGAAAGUCAAAAUCAUUCACAAGUUUAAGAGAAGCUUCAACUUCAUCUUCAGCUAAAGAAUUAGCAAAGCCAGAAAAUGCUUCUUAUAUUAACAAGAAAAGAAGAAACAUAUUGGCAUGUCGUUUACCCAACAAGAAGAACCACACUGGCAUCUCAAAGAAGAAACAUAUUGGCAUAUUGGCUAUGAAUUCUGGUCUUUGUGACAACUCCACAAGUUGGAGAUCAUUUUCCUUGGCUGAUUUACAAUUUGUUUCUGUUACAACAACUCCUACUACAUUACAACAAGCUGAAAAGAAACCAACUAAUUGAGCAUUUGGAUGAUUAGUUAACUUGUUCUUCUCUUCAUUUAACAAAAAGGAUUCUUGUUUAGCAAUGUGUCAACACAUUCUUUUUUGUGACUAGAUGUGCCCAACAGCCUCUCAACUAGUUAACCAUCUAGAGGCUAUGAAUGUUGUUAUCACUAACAUGU
This is a messenger RNA of Solanum stenotomum, 997 nucleotides long. RefSeq names its product protein OXIDATIVE STRESS 3 LIKE 2-like. The record is from RefSeq and is a predicted model, not a curated record. Lineage: Eukaryota; Viridiplantae; Streptophyta; Magnoliopsida; Solanales; Solanaceae. The transcript has 2 exons. Bases 235 to 837 code for a protein of 200 amino acids.